This is a messenger RNA of Aaosphaeria arxii CBS 175.79, 432 nucleotides long. RefSeq lists its product as uncharacterized. The transcript has a single exon. Lineage: Eukaryota; Fungi; Ascomycota; Dothideomycetes; Pleosporales. Bases 1 to 432 code for a protein of 143 amino acids. The record is from RefSeq and is a predicted model, not a curated record.
AUGCUCCUCCAAACCCUCACCAACACGCUCACAACACUAAAGGGACUCUUUGCGGGUGCAGUCGUCAAUGGCAGUAUCAAUCCCUACCUCGAAUCCUUCGCAACAUCCGGCUACCGCAUCCAAUCCCAAACACUCGGCAUCCCCGACAAAUACGGCAUCUUCCAGACCGGCCCACCGCGUAGCCAGGUCCUCCAAGCACAGCAGGUCAUGGGCCUCAUUUAUGGGUGUUGCUUCUCUAUCUUUCUCAAUGUGUAUUGCGCCAGUUUCGCCAUAUUUUAUAAUCAUUUACCCUGGAAAGAUGUAGUGGAGUGUGUUGCGGGCUUGACGCUGUGUGAAUUGGGAUUGCUUGGGUCGCUGUAUUGGGCGAUGUUGAAUGAUUUUACACGUGCGCCGGGGUAUGAAUGGCCGGAUUGGAAGGAUCAUACGGAGUGA